Molecule: messenger RNA, 1227 nt
Organism: Amphibalanus amphitrite
Lineage: Eukaryota; Metazoa; Arthropoda; Thecostraca; Balanomorpha; Balanidae
Product: adhesive plaque matrix protein-like
Exons: 1
Coding region: 36-1079 (347 amino acids)
Source: RefSeq, a predicted model, not a curated record
CUCAACAAGCGCACCACCUCUGGACCACUACCAAAAUGAGGGCCUUCAUUGUCGCCGCCCUUCUGGCCGUCGCUGCCGCCGACAAGCUGCCUGCUGCCUACAGGGCUCCUGCUGCCUACAGAGCUCCGGUUGCCUACGGGGCCCCUGCUACCUACAAGGCCCCGACUUCCUACGAGGCCCCUGCUAGGUACGAGGCCCCGGCUACAUACGAGGCUCCUGCUACCUACCAGGCUCCUGCUAAGUACGAGGCCCCAGCUAGGUACGAGGCCCCCGCUAAGUACGAGGGCCCUGCUAAGUACGAGGCCCCCGCUACCUACGAGGCCCCGGCCAAGUACGAGGCUCCGGCUGCCUACGAGGCCCCGGCUAAGUACGAAGCCCCUGCAACCUACGAGGCCCCUGCUAAGUACGAGGCUCCGGCUACAUACGAGGCCCCGGCUACCUACGAGGCCCCUGCUACGUACGAGGCUCCUGCUAAGUACGAGGCCCCUGCUGCCUACGAGGCCCCUGCUACCUACGAGGCUCCUGCUACCUACGAGGCCCCUGCUAAGUACGAGGCCCCUGCUACCUACAAGGCCCCGACUGCCUACGAGGCCCCUGCGAAGUACGAGGCCCCGGCUACCUACGAGGCCACUGCUAAGUACGAGGCCCCUGCUAAGUACGAGGCCCCUGCGAAGUACGAGGCCCCGGCUGCCUAUAAGGCCCCGGCUGCCUACAAGGCCCCGGCUGCAUACAAGGAGCCCGAGUACGAGCCGUCCCCGUACGCGUUCGACUACUCUGUCAGCGACUACGAGACGGGCUCCAAGUUUGCCGCCAAUGAGAACAGCGACGGCAAGCAGACGUCCGGCUACUACACGGUGGCUCUGCCCGACGGCCGCAUCCAGACGGUCAAGUACACCGUCGACGACUACGCCGGCUACAACGCCGAGGUCACGUACGAGGGCGAGGCCCAGUACCCGGAGGAGCCCGUCUACAAGGCCGCUCCGGCUCCGGCUCCCGUCUACAAGGCUGCUCCCGUCUACAAGGAGCCUGAGCAGGAGCCCGUCUACGCCUACCGCCCCGUCCAAAAGUAUAACAACUAGUGGUGCUUUCUUAUCAGUUACAAUAUUUGCAUGAUGCGUAUUAAGUGUUUGGAGGACGUUGUGUCAUUUUCUGAUCUAAUGGUCCGCUGAAGCAGUGAUAUGUGAUAUUUAUUGUUUUCUUGUCCGUGUGUACUUACGUAAUAUACUC